GCUCCACAUUCGACUUUGUCACUGACAUUCAAGUUACCGCCUGUAUGACUACCAUCAAGCUCGAUUCACGCAUCCUUGAACAAGAUGCGGGCACCAUCAUGGAACAACUGAACAUACAAUCGCAACAAGCUACUGUGAAGACGCUACAAGUCCUCUUUCUUCGCAGCAGUGCACAAUUGGAACCCAUCCAUUAUAAUCCCCCUAUUUUCUUGCCACAAUCACAGUCGAUUGCUCCCAGCUUUACGAACCAAGUUGCCCCACGAGACAUCACUAAUUACCUCGAAAAGCUCAUCCGAGCAGCGCAGCAGACUGCUGAAUCUCACUGCUACGGAAGCUUUGUUGCGGGACAAAUCAGCGAAAGCGAUGAAUUCGGGGAUGUUGGUAUAUGGCUAGGUGAAGGAAAUUAUCAAAGGAAUCAUGAGAGAGAGAUCUUGGACAAAUUAGGGCUCAUUGCAUGGGCUGAUGCCGAGAUAGACCAGAUGGAAGAUCUCUACGAUGAGAAGCUGAAAGUAGACGGCUCAGAAACGAGUGCUAUUGGGAAGCUGUUGGAUAACCUUGAGGAUUGUCAUCGGUUCUUUGUGCGACGCCAAGACUCGUACUUUGCGUGCUUCCUCGUGGGCAGAUUGAAGGCGCAGGGAAGUUGGUGUGGGCUGGCAAGCAUCGGGGUAGCAACUUGAACGAAACUUGAUCCCAGCUACAUUUUGAUGCAUGUAAUACGAUAACUGGACCAGAACGGUACUGAGGGUCUGAGGUGUCUUCUGAUCAAGGUGUUUUGGCUACAAAGCA
Suillus clintonianus is the source of this 786-nucleotide messenger RNA. RefSeq lists its product as uncharacterized. The record is from RefSeq and is a predicted model, not a curated record. The coding region runs from base 45 to 677 and encodes 210 amino acids. The transcript is spliced from 2 exons. NCBI's taxonomy places the organism in Eukaryota, Fungi, Basidiomycota, Agaricomycetes, Boletales, Suillaceae.